This is a messenger RNA of Marchantia polymorpha subsp. ruderalis, 4710 nucleotides long. NCBI's taxonomy places the organism in Eukaryota, Viridiplantae, Streptophyta, Marchantiopsida, Marchantiales, Marchantiaceae. The record is from the annotation of a GenBank genome assembly.
CCAGGGGAUGACGGUGGGGCGAUUUCUGUAAUUUGUAUCUGUGGCGCGGAGACGGAACUCGUGGAUCAGCUUUUCGUGUCUGGAGAAAGGGGAAGCUGUUUCUGCGCACGCCUUCUGACGGAGGAGGAAAGCCUGCAGCCACGCUUUCGAUGUGAGUUUUCAGGAAGUGAGAAAUCUGUCGGUGGGAUGGAGCAACACGCAGGGUCUGUGACAGCAGCCGGAUUCGGCGCAAAGAUGCUGUUUUUGUGUGCUCUCUUACCGCCAGGGGCUUGAGUUUUUUCCCCGGUAUUCCUGAGUCUUCCACCAGAAUGCGUUGGAGCCGCGGCUGUGGUUCGCAUAUGUCAUGGACGUGUGAGCUGGAAUGGCUCGUCAACCUCUUUUUCCGUCACAAGCAGGAGUUCACCCUAAUUCGUGGGCAGGGAAGAGACAUUGCGUUCUAGUAUGCAAGUUUGCGGCGUAAUUCUGCUCACUUCAGCACCAACCAGCGCAAAUGGCUGCACGUAGACUGCGUAGAAGACCUGUUUAAUGGUUCACCGUCUGUAUUCAAAUUGAGGAAUCACUGGGUGCGGAUUGUGGAAUUCUUCAGCAUCAGGAACAGACAGAAUCUCUGUUUCCACCGUACCCUGAACUUCUGAGUGUAUUGGGCUGCGGGUGAAAUUUGAGACACUGGAGGAGACUCAUAAUUCCACACCUUGCAGUCGCACUUACGGACUUGGCGGGAGCCCUGGACUGGAUAGUAGCUCUUGAGCGGAGUUUGCAGGUUGAUAAGCUAGUCGAAGGCUAGCUCCAGCACGGUGGGGUCGGUUCUCGUGUGUGGACUGAUCUAUUAGUUUGGUGUACAAGAAAGGAUGGUGCUUUUAGGAGGGCCAUUUCCAAUUACGCAGGAUUGUUCUUGAUGUAGAGAAGGUAGUUUCACUUCUGAGGUUCAACCAUGGUUCGGCAGCAAUCAUGGAGUCUCCAGCUCGCGAUCGCACAUUUGGCCCGACGGGCAGUAGGUGGAGGGCAGAUACUUCACUAUCAAAGGUCAUGGAAUUAGCGACUUUGGCGACCUUUUGUCCGCAGGUGGCGGUGUAUAACAUAAACUUGUCAGAGGUUGCCUAGCGAAACGUAGGGUAAAAUGAAGACAAUACUGGUGGCGGGAACCAAUAGCGGUGUUGGCAAGACCAGCAUUGCGGUGGGACUCAUGGCUGCCUUCUGCCGCCGUGGCCUGCGAGUGCAGCCCUUCAAAGUUGGACCAGAUUUUUUGGAUCCCAUGCAUCACAAGGCAGCAACUGGUCGUGACUCGUACAACCUUGAUGGUUGGAUGCUUAGCAGAGAAGUGAAUCUAGCCUGCUUCAUGCGAUGCACCCCUUUCACGGAUAUUGCUAUCGUGGAGGGCGUGAUGGGUCUGUAUGAUGGGAGGGAUGGAAAGUCCGAUUCGGGCAGCACAGCAGAGAUGGCAAAGCUGCUAGGUACGCCUGUAGUGCUGGUGCUUGAUUGCUGGCAGCUUGCUAGAAGUGCCGCUGCACUGAUUCGGGGAUACACUUCAUUCGACCCUGAUGUCAAAUUUGCGGGAGUGUUACUUAACAAGGUGGGAAGUUCUUCUCACACAGCCUGGUUGACAGAAGCUAUUUUGGCAACGGAGCCUGAUGUAAGAGUUCUCGGAGGGGUUCCUAAGUCUGCUGGAAUUGAGCUCCCUGAAAUGCAUCUUGGUGCACAUCCACCUGUGGAUGAAGAAGUGCCAGUGAACUACAUACAAAGACUCGCUGAUCUGAUAGAAUCUCACGUCGAUCUGGAUUCCAUCCUGGAGCAGGCUGUUCCUUUGGAAUCCGUCCAUGGCGACAUUCUGGGGAAUCCAUCUUUAGAUCUCUUCUAUAAUAGUUCAGUGGUUCAUCCAAAGCCCGUGCGCAUCGGAGUAGCGCGAGAUGAUGCUUUCUGUUUCUACUACCACGAGAAUCUGCUACUGCUUCAAAAUGCAGGAUCAGAGCUUGUCGAGUUUUCUCCCCUGAGAGAUACAUUACCUCCCAGACUGGAUGGAAUUUACUUUGGAGGUGGUUAUCCAGAGCUUCACCUCGAACAACUUAGCAGCAAUAAGAGGUUAUUGUAUGGAAUACGAGCAUUUGCUAACGCAGGAGGUGUGAUAUUUGCGGAAUGUGGUGGUCUGAUGUAUCUUUCACAGGGCAUCGAGGAUGACGAACAGCGCAAAUGGAGUAUGUGUGGCGUCUUUCCUUUUUGGACACGUAUGCAGCCUGUGAUGCACAUGGGCUAUGUCACGGUCACUCCUCAGGACAAUUGUGUGCUCUUUCCAGCUUCAAUCGGUGAAAUACGUGGCCAAAUCUUCCACUUCAGCGAGAUGUUCUAUGCAAAUAGCAACACCAUCAAUUUGUGUCCGAAAGGUUUCUGCACUAAAGCUGAGUACCGGAAGGCUGCGGAGGACGUCGAGGGAUACAUGCACGGCAACACUAUGGCCAGCUUCGUUCAUCUACAUUUCGGCAGCAACCCAGCUGCUGCUGUGUCGUUUGUGGAGCGUUGCAGGAUGGAUUCAACAAAAGCAGCAGCUGUGGCUGCUGCCUCUGCUUCGGCAGUUGCAGGAGCAGGUCCUGUAGCUGCUGCCGCAGCUGGUGCAGCAGCAGCAGCGGCCGUGGCAGAGGCAAUGGGGGAAACAAAGAGUCUCAUACCGUAUCAAAGUGUGGGUGAUAAUUCGGACUUGUUCUUGCGUCGUUCCGGAUCCUUCGAUUUAAGCAGUAUGAAGCAGCAUUACGAAGGGAGGAGAAAUAACGGCAGGCUGGUGAGAUCAGAAUCAGAGAUAUGGGUUGGACAAUUAGAUCAGGAAAAUAAUUCUUAUUCAAAAUUAGGAGGUGAAAUUACUAGGAGUGAAGAUUAUAAUAGGAGGGUUUCAACUAAAGCUGGUUUUGCGAGUACAACAGGAAAGGCUUACAAUUCUCGUGAUGAUGUUGAGGACAUUAAUUCCAAUGUUAGAGGACGACAUGGAAAUAGCUUAGAAAAGAAUUUAGAUAAAGAUAACUUAGUUCAAGGUGGCCAUCGGAAACACUUGCCGCCUUUGACUGCAAACAGGAGAACUUUUGGAUGGUUGGUAAAUGGUGAAGUUCCUAAACAUCUGGAAAAAGUUCCAUCGGGUAGUCGAUUCUCGUCAAGUUCUCCUACUUCAAGAGCUCUACCUGAGAGGAUCGUUUCAUUGUCUCCUUCAGCAACCGAAAUUUUGUAUGAGCUAGGUGCUGGGAAGAGGUUAAUAGGAGUUACAGAAUCAUGCGUCAGGCCAAGUGGAUGUUCGAACGAACUCUACAAUGUGUGUCGUACCAAGGUGGAGCCUGGGUCAAGAAUGCAGACGUAUGUGGAAGUACCGAAACCUGUAGGAACUCUUGGGAAUGGAAGCAGUAUGAGACUUGAUGUCUCCUGGCUCUGUAAAGCAAAGCCCGAUCUAAUCAUCAUUCAGGAUUCUUCGCUACACGGUGAUACAUGCAGUACGUCAAUAGUUGGGAUACUGGCACAGGCAGGGCUACAAAGUGGGAAGAACACUCAAAUCAUGAUCCUGAGGCCCCACACUGUCGCAGAUGCGAUCUCCGGGAUUGUGGAGCUAGGGGACAGGGUCGGCUUGUAUCAUGAGGCGUGUUUAUUGGCAGACUGGUUAAGGUCAAGGUUGCGAAAAGCUGCGGUAGCGGUUGCCAGGUUACAUAGGCCCCGCGUACUUGUUCUGCAUAGUCUAGACCCUCUUAUCAUGGGUGGACAUUGGGUUCCGGAAAUGGAAAGCCUAGCUGGUGGGCUUGAUGAUCUUCAAAAGCCUGGUUGUAAUGCAGAGACUCUAUUGUGGCGUCGUAUCACAAACUAUGCACCAGAGGUUCUCAUUUUCGCACAUCUUACACCUAGUGCGGAGCAAACUUUGUCCGAGGUACAAAAGAUUGUCAAAUUUUCAGGCUUCUGGUCUCUUCCAGCUGUCGAAGCCGGACGCGUGUAUAUUUGCGAGCAUAUUUACUUCAGUUACCCGGGUCCAAAACUUGUCGAUGGAGUGGAACUUUUGGUUGGCAUGUUGCAUCCAUCAGCCAGCCAAAGUUGGCAAGUGCCUGGAGCAGUUUUGAAGCUAUCACUAACCCCUGGACAGAAAUGUAGUCCAGAUCAAAUAUCCAAACACUUCCAACCUUGUUAGAGAUCCAAAACGUCCAAAAUCUUGUUAAGCUUGUCAGAAGAAUUGAGAUUGCCAGAGGCAGCUCUCAUCUCUCGAAAGUCCUCAAGUUGGAAUUUAUUCAUAGUGGCAUUCGAACUGAAAUGCCACAUGCAAUCUCAAUAAAGGAAAUAGCGGUGGUACAAAACCUUUUACUCUCCGUUCAAACAAGUCGUGAAUCUGAGAGUUUCUCAUCUGUAGAUUGCGAUGUACAUAAACGCAACUUUGAAGCUGUUCGGCGUAAUACUCUCAAGUCAUACACCCCUAUGCCUUAGUGUGGGGUUAUUCUCUCCACGUUUUGACAGGUGUUUAAUUAUGACUAGAGUUUACACAUGCCAGUCGAACACAGUCGUGUAUACUAGAGUGUACUGUAUCUUCAGUGGAAGAGCUAUGGAAAGGACGUACUUGUCAUCAAAGGUCAUGAGAGUAACAAACCGGACCCGGACAAGCGUCUUUGAAAGAACUUCUAGUGAUAAGGUCGGUAACCCUAAUGCUUUCGGUAGGAGGAAAUCACUACUAAGUACACAUCUGACAGCAGUUACUUGAAGAUGAUC